Drosophila bipectinata is the source of this 515-nucleotide messenger RNA. It is a transcript of the gene GatC, whose product is annotated as glutamyl-tRNA(Gln) amidotransferase subunit C, mitochondrial. NCBI's taxonomy places the organism in Eukaryota, Metazoa, Arthropoda, Insecta, Diptera, Drosophilidae. Gene Ontology annotation, cellular component: glutamyl-tRNA(Gln) amidotransferase complex; mitochondrion. Gene Ontology annotation, molecular function: glutaminyl-tRNA synthase (glutamine-hydrolyzing) activity. The record is from RefSeq and is a predicted model, not a curated record. Gene Ontology annotation, biological process: mitochondrial translation; glutaminyl-tRNAGln biosynthesis via transamidation; regulation of translational fidelity.
UCCUACAAAAAUAUUUGAAAGAUGGGCAACUCUGUUCGUGCGGACUUGCUUUUUUAAUAUUUUUGAGAAUGUUGCGUUUGUUAAAUAAACGUUUUUAUUGCAAAUUUGCAACAAAAACCAAAGUCAAGUCCGACAAGUUGAACUUCAAGCAACUUACGCACCCUACCAAGGUUCCACAGACCCCAUUAAAGACCGCCUUCCCGGAUACCUCUGCCAACAAAAUAGAACUUGACCCAAAGAGCAUUCAAUUGCUGGAGCGCCUGUCUUUGGUAGAUCUGGACAGCGAUCGAGCUUUGGAAACCCUUCAAAGCAGCAUCCAGUUUGCUGACAAGAUUAUCCACAUCCAAACCGAUAAAGUGCGACCACUUUAUACGGUUUUGGAGCUGCAGCAACUCCAAUUACGCAACGACCAAGUGACAGAGGGCGACUGUCGUGCUAAAGUGCUGAGCAACGCCAAAGUUACGGACGAGGACUACUUCAUCUCACCACCAGGCAACAUUCCUCUCGAGCAAUGA